Paramecium tetraurelia is the source of this 963-nucleotide messenger RNA. RefSeq lists its product as uncharacterized. NCBI's taxonomy places the organism in Eukaryota, Ciliophora, Oligohymenophorea, Peniculida, Parameciidae. Gene Ontology annotation, cellular component: membrane. The transcript has 2 exons. Gene Ontology annotation, molecular function: lipase activity. The record is from RefSeq and is a predicted model, not a curated record.
AUGUAAUUUUUUCAAAAGUCUCAGGAAUAAAUAAGAAUCGAAUAAAAACUAUAACGAAUCAAUGCCGCUUAAUAAGAGGAGAAGUAUAGGAAACCAAAUCCAUGUUAAGUUACAUUUCCAGAAGAAAACUUUAUAGAAAUGAUAGUUCAACAGGAAGGAAAAAUGAUCAAAUUAAAUACCUACAGAUUUUAAGCCACUGGAAAACCUAAAGCCAUAGUUUUCAUGUUUCAUGGAUUAUGUGCACAUAUUAAUCAUUGUGCUCAUAUAGCUUAGAAAAUGGCAUAAGAUGGAUUCUUGGUAGUUGGUUUUGAUAACAGAGGUUUUGGAAAGUCUGAAGGAAUAAGAGGAUAUUUAGAGAGUCUUGAAAUUCAUUUAUCUGAUUGUCGUCUAUUUAUAUAGAAAGUUUAAGAACUGUAAGGGAAUUCUAAUAUUCCUGUCUUUUUAUCUGGCUUAUCGAUGGGAGGAAUGACUUCUUUUAGAUUGGCUGUUGGAGGAAAUAUUCCGAAUCUUAAAGGAAUCAUUCUAUACGCACCUGCAAUUAAGACACUAUUUAGUAAUCUAUAAAUUGGUACAAUAAAAUUUGUGGGGUAUAUUAUCCCAAAAUAUAAACUCAUAAAACCAAAAAGAGGUUAAACUACUAAGAAUCCUUAAAUAACUGAAGAUCUAAUGAAAGAUCCUUACACAUACUAAGAGGAACUCCUUCCUAGAACUAUUUCAACAAUCACUGUAAGUAUGAAAGAAUGUGAAUCCCUCUAUCGAUAAUUACAUACUCCCUGGGUAGUUAUACAAGGAGGUUUGGAUAAAUUGGUUGAUCCAGAUUUGGCAUAUAUGCUAGAAAGAGAAUCGCCGUCGCAAGAUAAAACAGUAUUAUAUUAUGAAAAUUUAUGGCAUGAUGUUUGGCAUGAAGAAGAGAUACAUGAUAUCAUUCCUAAAGUACUAUAAUGGUUAAAUAAGAGAAUAUGA